This is a messenger RNA of Coregonus clupeaformis (lake whitefish), 3891 nucleotides long. RefSeq names its product zinc finger protein 367. The transcript is spliced from 5 exons. Gene Ontology annotation, biological process: homophilic cell-cell adhesion. Gene Ontology annotation, molecular function: ionotropic glutamate receptor binding. The record is from RefSeq and is a predicted model, not a curated record. The coding region runs from base 392 to 1345 and encodes 317 amino acids. NCBI's taxonomy places the organism in Eukaryota, Metazoa, Chordata, Actinopteri, Salmoniformes, Salmonidae. Gene Ontology annotation, cellular component: cell-cell junction.
UGAACCGCCCUGGCGCGAUUUGCAACGCGGGAAAUACUUGCAGAAGUAGGAGCACACAUUGUAUCCACAUUGACAGUGUGAACCUUACCAUUUUUUUGUUAAUUAAUUAAUUUUUGUGCUAUUUCUUAUAAGGAAUUGUGGCGCGGUUUUCUACGUCAUUGGAAAUGAAGAAUAUUUUCACUCCUGAUUGAAUAGCUGAAUUUUGUGGGACACUUUCAGUCUUAUAGCUGCUUAACCCAACUUUUAUAAGAAGGCUAUUUUGCUAAAGUUAGGUUACUUGACAGCAAAGCUGGGUAAAUAGCUUUUUAUUUUAAUGGCAAGUGAUUCCUGAGCAUUGUGAUACAAUUUUAGAUUUUAUCAGCUUUUGACACAUUCGUCUUUCAUCUCAACGAUGGCCGAGAACAAGCAUCCUCAAGUAAUUUUUUGCAACGACUCUCCAAAGAGGGUCCUGGUGUCUGUGAUCAAAACCACCCCGAUCAAGCCCAGGAAGAGCGAGUCUCUGAUACCGAUCAGCCCUGGAUUCAGCGACUUCAUGGUGUACCCGUGGAGGUGGGGGGAGAACGCCCAUAAUGUGAGCCUGAGCCCGGGCUCCGUGAACGGGGCUGCCUCCCCUACCGGGACCAACACCGCCAGCGAGGCGGACAUGGGUGCCUCCCCUGACCAGAUGAAGGACGGUAAAGAGGACGGUAUUCGGCGUGGCCGCCCGCGUGCUGACACUGUCCGUGAGUUGAUCAACGAGGGGGAGAGCUCCUCCAGCCGCAUCCGCUGCAACAUCUGCAACCGUGUGUUCCCUAGAGAGAAAUCCCUACAGGCCCACAAGAGAACACACACAGGGGAGAGGCCUUACCCGUGUGACUACCCUGACUGUGGCAAGGCUUUUGUCCAGAGUGGCCAGCUAAAGACCCACCAGCGCCUUCACACCGGAGAGAAGCCCUUUGUCUGCUCUGAGAAAGCCUGUGGCAGUCGCUUUACCCAUGCUAACCGACACUGCCCAAAGCACCCAUAUGCCCGUUUGAAGAGAGAAGACCCCAAGGAGGGACCAGACAAGGCCCAGUCUGUGGACAACAAGGCUGUGGCAGAGUGGCUGGCAAAGUACUGGCAGACCCGUGAGCAGCGUGCCCCUGUGCCCACCAAGGGGAAACCCCAGGGCAAGGGUGGGGUGGAGGACCAGGAGCAGCAGGACCCCCGGGAGUUUCUCCAAUCAGAUGAGGAGGAAGAGGAGGAGCCAAUGGAGGAAGAGAAGGGCAACGGGGGCGGGGCUGCCAGACGGAGUCUACAAGAGCAACGGGAGCGUCUCCAUGGUGCGCUGGCGCUCAUUGAGCUGGCUAAUAACCUGUCUGCCUGAAACCCCACCCAUAUCCCAGUGUUGAAACCCUCCCCAGUCAACCCCCUUCUGCCUCCCUGCGCAAUGUGUUCUGGGUAGAGGUUGUCUGUAGGGAAACCCAUCUAGGAUAAGCUUACCCUCCCCAAAUACUUAACCAUUAAUGGGGGGAAAUGCUAAGCAGACCUUAGAUCAGUAUAUGGGGGUAACUUCUUCUCCAUGUGCAGUGUGGGGCAGGCACAAGCUAAAAGCACCUUAUUCAGCUUCCAAUUGUAUCCUUAUUAGGCUGCUAAGAUUGUAGAUUACAGGCGGCUUGGUGGUACCUUCAUUGGGGAGGCCUGGCUCAUAAUAAUGGCUGGAAUGGAAUAAAUGGAACGGUAUCAACCACGUCGUUUCCAUGUGCUUGAUACCAUUCCAUUCUCUACAUUCCAUCCACUAUUAUGAGCCUCCCAUCACCAGCCUCCUGUGUUGUAGAUGUCAAUAUAUGAAGAAUGUUAUACUCUCCUUUGCCUUAUAAAGACUGGAGGAGAGUACCUUUUAAGGUUUUGUUUAGUUUUGUUUGCACUUUGGUGGUAACGAGUUAUUUGUUAUGUCUUUUACUUUUGAAGAUAAAGUAUAUUGUGUGAGUAUGUUUAUAUAAUGAAAGUAUAUGUGGAUUUAGCUCAGAUGGAAGGAGUGAUACAGGGUGCGGUCAGUCAUAGGACAGGUGUAUCUAAAUACUGGAAAGUGGAUUCCUCUCCUGAUUCUCUGAUCUGGACUGUGACACGAUAGGUGUAAAAGCAAUGUGGUGGAAGCUUAUCAGGGUAUUUCGCUUCCACCUGUCCAGUUCUUUCAGAUCAGUGAAAGAGAGUAGACGAGGGGAGGAAGUCACUGUAGAGACUAUCGAGAUGCAACCCCAUUGUUAGAAGAAGAGGGGGUCAUUGCAAGCCUAAUCUACAGUAGUGGCUGGCCACAAGCUUUCACAAGAAUUCAAGCUCCAACCCCUUCACCUAUUAAACGUAUCACACCCAGAACUGUAGCUAUAACCUGGGAGGGACAACUCUGGUCCUGGAGGGCCACAGAGUGAGUAGACGUAGCUCCAUAUCAGCUCCUAACAAACCUGAUCCAGAUUAUCAUUUUAUGGGGAUUUAGACCACAAUUAGUUUAGUCAGGUGUGUUAGAGCUGGGCUGGAACAAAAGCCUGCCUAUGCUAUGGCUGUGAAGGCGUUGGCCUUCUCUGCUCUAACCAAAUCACAUGGCCAGACAGACGGAAGAGGAAUAUGUAAAGUUAUUAGUGUCGCCAUCUUUUAUAUUAAAAGAUUCUGGCUGAUUGGAGAUACGGACGUGGUUGCCCCAUUGGUGGUGUACGUACAAGUCUUCUCUAUAAUCAAAGUUUCAUAGGUAUUUAUUUCAUCAUGUUUAUUUGUCCUUUUUGUUAACGAUUUGCUAUCACAAGCUGUCUCCGAGUACUGACAUAUAGUUCCAUUGAAGAGUUUAUUGCUCAUCGCCUCCCUCAAAUGAUUAAGUAUCUAUCGACGUCAACUUAUAGCCGUUAGAAUUGUACUCCCCUUUGCAGCAGCACUUGUAUCUACAGUAUCUGCUAUUAAGUUUAGCAUUUAUGGAUUAAGCUUCCAAUGUAACGUUUCCACCAAUUAGACCAGUCUAGAGAAAUGGCACUUGUUUCUACAUAAAGGGAGGGUGUAAUGAUUGCUUGGCAUUGGCGAGGUUUUAUUAUUUGUUAGUAACACUACAUCUCUUAACAUUGUGUAAAGCUUUUAUGGUAAAUGGCCAAUUGUUUUUAAAUAUAUGUUUUUGUUGUUUCAUAAGGUUUGUGCUUCCUGCAACACCCAGAUCCUUUAUUGGCCAUACGUGAUUAAAUAUGUCGUAUCCCAUUGGGCACAAACUGGUUGAAUCAACGUUGUUUCCAAGGCAUAAAAAAAAAAACGAUGUUAUGUCGUUGAAUCAACGUGAAAACUGAUUGGAUUUGCAAGAAGUCAUUCAUGUAAAGGACUUUAGGGAAUGUUUGUCUUUUUCACCCAACCUUUAACCUAAAUCCAAGGACAUGGUUCAAUUGUUUGUUGAUUUUACUUUGAAUUCACGUUAGUUGACAAUUCAAAUGUAAAUCAAAACUAGAUGUUGAAUUGACAUCUGUGUCCAGUGGGAUGACGUCCAAUACAUUUUUUUGAUAGAGUACAGGUUAAACUGGAAGACAAUGAUUUUGUUGAUAAUCAAAACAACCCAAGUAUAGUGUAUAUAUCUUGUAUCUUGUAUAUGUAUUUUGAACACUUUAUUAUUUGGUUUAAAAAUGUUUCGGCAGUUAAUAUAUUCCACGACUUGUUUGUUAGAAAAAGAGAAACCAAAUCUACAGUACAAGAGCUUUGAAGUUGAUGUUUAAAUGAUUAUGAAAUUCACUCUCCCUCCCACCAUGUUAACAGACCAUAGUCAGCAUUGUGUGUUUUAGGCCUUAAUGGGAAAUGUUCUGACUUGUUUUGUAGAGAUGACAUUGUUGAUGUUUAAAACAGUUUCUCUUUACAGGCAGUCCACACUGUUGGUACUUGUUGGUUUUCAAUAAACACCAUCAAUGAUCAUGA